AUGUGGGAUCAGGUGAACUGCUGCCCAGGAGUAAAAUCAUCAAGCAAGAGAGGUCUACUCUUGUAUGUUGUGUUAGUGCACCUUCCCUGGGUGGUGUGUGAUCUUCAAUGCACCAUCCUUGACCCUCUCCCAAUACUGCACAAGUAUCACCAGUCAGGGGGUUUCAUCAUAGGGGGCAUUAUUUCUCAGAUCUACAUCUCUUCUGAGCAGUUAACGUUCCAGACUCAUCCUUCCCAGGCAGAAGUUGGUGAACGCUUCUAUUUCAGUGCAAGCAGGACCUACCAGGCAUCCAUGGAACUCCUUUCCACACAGGGUAGAUUCAUCCCCAACUACAGGUAUACCACUCAGAGCCAUCCAGCAGCUGUCAUUGGAGGACCUAGUGCCCAUAUUUGUCAACACAUGGCAACCACUCUGAGCACCUACAAGAUUCCACAGCUCACCUAUGGUUCUCCUUCUGUGAUGAAUAACAACAACCAGGCUGCGUUCUUCCAAUGGAUGUUCCCAAACAGUGACAGCCAGUACAAUGGGAUUCUGGAGUUACUGCUACAUUUCAGGUGGACGUGGAUAGGAGUGAUUUAUCUAUAUGUUCAGAGUGCAGAGGUAUUUGUAGAUAGCACACUUCCCGUCUUUUCCCGGAAAGGUAUCUGCUUUGCCUUCAUAGAAAGAUUCCCCAAAAUAGAACCGUCCAAUAACAUUGCUGAAGUGAUAGAGAAGGGAAUGGGUUUAUACAACAUUGUUGUGAGAAGUACUGCCAACGUGCUGGUUAUCCACGGUGAAAUUCAGAGCAUGAUGAUUUUGAGAAUGAUGAUGCACUGGGCAAACUAUGAGAACAGACCAGCAAUGGAAAAAAUCUGGAUUAUGACAGCCCAGAUGGAAUUCACUUCACUUUCCUUUCACAGAGAUUGGGACUUAGACUUCAUCCAUGGUGCUAUAUCCUUUGCCAUUCACUCGGAGGAAGUGCUGGGAUUCCCGGAAUUUCUUCAGAGGAAAAACCCUCAAGUGGAAAAAGAAGAUGGCUUUAUUAAGGACUUUUGGAAAGAUACAUUUAAAUGUCGGUUCCCUGACUCGGAGCCAGAUGGUGAGGCUACAACCAUUUGCACUGGGGAAGAGGAACUGGAAAGUCUUCCUGGGUCUGUUUUUGAAAUGAGCAUGACUAGACACAGCUACAGUGUUUACAAUGCAGUCUAUGCUGUAGCCCAAGCUGUGCAUGCCAUGCGUUCAUCCAAAUUCCAACACAAAGACCUGAUGGGUGGAGGGACCUGGAAGCUGAAUCAACCACCGUGGCAGCUGCAUUAUUUUCUGAAAAGCAUCUCAUUUAACAAUACUGCCGGCGAAGAGGUUUCCUUUGACCAAAAUGGGGAAUUGGCAGCUGGAUUCGAUAUUAUCAACUGGGUCACCUUUCCAAACCAGUCCUUCCGGAGAGUCAGAGUUGGAAGGAUAGACCCAAAGGCUCCUCCUGAUAGAAUAUUUACACUUCAUGAUGAUAGCAUUGUGUGGCCGAGUAGAUUUAAUCAGUCCCAACCCCUUUCUAUGUGUAACAGCAUUUGCCAACCUGGUUACAGCAGAAUGAAGAAAGAAGGGAAGCCGUUUUGCUGCUAUGCUUGCUUUCGAUGUCCGGAAGGCAAGAUUUCUAACCAGGAAGACAUGGAUGACUGUUUUUCAUGUCCUUCAGAUCAUUAUCCCAGCAAUGACCACAAUCGAUGCAUUCCCAAAGGCGUAAGCUUCUUAUCUUAUGAAGACACACUGGGAGCCGGUCUGGCGACGUCUGCCAUUUCUCUGUCGCUCAUCACAGCUUGGGUCCUGGGGAUAUUCGUGAAAUACCAGGACACUCCCAUUGUCAAAGCCAACAACCGCAGCCUCACCUACACUCUUCUCCUCUCCCUCCUGCUAUCUUUCCUUUGUGCUUUACUAUUCAUUGGCCGACCUGAGAAGGUCACGUGCCUCCUUCGGCAAACAGCUUUCGGCCUCGUCUUCUCUCUGGCCGUGUCUUGUGUCUUGGCCAAAACCACCAUGGUGGUUCUAGCAUUCGUGGCCACCAAACCGGGAUCAGGGAUUAGGAACUGGGUGGGGAAACGAUUGUCAAUCUGCAUUGUUCUGUCCUGCCUACUUCUUCAAGCCACCAUCUGCACCGUAUGGCUGGCGACCUCUCCCCCGUUUCCAGAUUCUGACAUGCACUCAGUGACUGAAGAAAUCCUUCUGCAGUGUAAUGAAGGGUCCCUUGCUAUGCUUUAUUGUGUCCUGGGCUUUCUGGGCUUCUUAGCCAUGGUGAGCUUCACGGUGGCUUUCCUGGCCAGGAAAUUACCAGACAUAUUCAAUGAAGCCAAGUUCAUCACCUUCAGCAUGGUGGUCUUUUGUAGCGUCUGGAUCUCCUUUGUUCCAACCUACUUAAGCACCAAGGGGAAAUAUAUGGUGGCCGUGGAGAUUUUCUCCAUCUUGUCCUCCAGUGCUGGUUUGCUAAGUUGCAUCUUUUCUCCAAAAUUAUACAUCAUGAUGCUGAAACCUGAGUUGAAUAAUAAGAAACAGUUACUAAGGAGGAAAGUAGAAGAAGAGUAA
Sphaerodactylus townsendi is the source of this 2553-nucleotide messenger RNA. Its product is annotated as vomeronasal type-2 receptor 26-like. Bases 1 to 2553 code for a protein of 850 amino acids. Gene Ontology annotation, cellular component: membrane. Gene Ontology annotation, biological process: G protein-coupled receptor signaling pathway. The transcript is spliced from 6 exons. Gene Ontology annotation, molecular function: G protein-coupled receptor activity. The record is from RefSeq and is a predicted model, not a curated record. Lineage: Eukaryota; Metazoa; Chordata; Lepidosauria; Squamata; Sphaerodactylidae.